Messenger RNA from Anopheles merus, 6261 nucleotides. RefSeq lists its product as uncharacterized. The coding region runs from base 1559 to 6091 and encodes 1510 amino acids. The record is from RefSeq and is a predicted model, not a curated record. The transcript has 12 exons. Lineage: Eukaryota; Metazoa; Arthropoda; Insecta; Diptera; Culicidae.
GGUGAGAAACGUUUAAUUCAAGUCCAUGCUUCGUCCGCUUGGCACGCGUUGGCUGCUUGAGAGAAAAACAAACCCAUUUCCCCUGUCUCUUUCAUACCGUGCCCAGCCCGAUUCCAACUGCGUGUGUGGCUCUGUGUGGUGGUUACUACGGUAAAUCGUUGUGUGAGGUCGUUUCGGUGCCAAUAUUGUGCGUAUUUUGGGAGGAAAAAAUCAAACCUUUCCCAUAUCGCCUGCCCGAUUACGGGGCUGCACAGAGAGCCCUGCUGGUAAGCAGAUUGGCCGCGGAAAGGGAUUCUCGCCAAAAGUAUCCCCUCCAGUGGGGGCAGCAGCAGCAUCGCUACAGCGUGUUGUUUACCUUGAGUGCAUCAUCUUUCCACCUGCUGGUGGUGGCUGAGAAGAACAUAAGAACGGGCCCCGCUUUAGUGAGUGGGGGUUGGUAGUAGUAAACGCUAAACUGAUUGGAAGGAACCGUCUGCCUGUGCGAGGUGUGAAGAAAGCCGCGUGAGUUCAAUCGCUUUUAUCGUGUACACACUGCGCGCCCAGCGCUUUCAGAUGAUAAUUGAGCGUGUGUAAACGUAGCGCCUACACUACUAAUACAGUACCGUAGCGCGCGCGUAGUGUGCGUACAAAGGAACAGGACGAGCGCGUUCUCUACAAACGUAGCAGCCGCUGUACAAAGGCCGCUCGGUCGGUGUGCUGCAGUGCUAACGAGUGCGGGUGGGUGCGGCCAAGUGAUUAGUCCGGUGAGCGUGCAAAAGUGUCCCAGUCAAUUGUAUUGCACCAAGUGUCAAACGCACGGCCCCUGUCAAAACGUGCCGUGUCAUCAACGUAGCAGCAGCAAGUGCUCUAAAGGAGAAGAUUUGAGUGGAAAAUUUUUGCAUCUCGUGAUCAAUCGUGCCAAGAGCAGGGGGAAAGCGAAAAGUGAUUUCGCUCCCAUUCGUUGAUUUCAUUACCUGAAAUAGAAAUCAUUCUGUGUCCCGGUCAGUAGCAAGUGUAUAGAGUGUGUAUCGUCUGCCACAACACAGGAGAGUGCUUUCUUUAUGUGCUGUUAGUGCUGUGUAUUCCCUCAGUGUGGUGUUUGUGUGGCGUGUGUGUGUGUGUGUGUCUGUGUGGUGUGUGCGGUGCCUCGUAAUCGGAAAUUCGUGUGCCGGUGGCCCUUUCCGCGCUACCGCGAGCCGUAUGAGCGAUCCAAGUGUCCUUGCCGCCGUGGUCACCGUUGCGGUAGGUCGUCGACCCAUCAACCACCUGCCAGCCUAUUUAGACCCGUAAAGGGAAGCCCACAGCAAACGCGAGCCCCUCGGCAAGCGGGUGGCGUUACCAUUCCUUUCGUUUGGACUGCCUUCUGUCCCCCGGUCGAACAUUACCUUAUCGGACAGAGUGCAGUUGGUGGAAAGUAGCAACGUAGAACGUAGAAGUCAGCUAAAGGGAAAGAGCAUUCCCAGAUCACUGUUUGGUGUGUCUCUGUGUGUGUGUGUGCGCUGCAACUGCAUUUCGCUAUCCCGUAACCGUGGAAGCCGUACUGGACCGUGGGGACGGAGGGGGCGCAUCCGCUCUCACGAUGAGCUUGAAGAAGGCCAGCCGCACCAAGAGCCUGUCGCUGAGCGGGGACGACUUUCCGCUCCGUCCGGUCGGCGGCAAUGUCGCGGGCAAACCGAAGGGCGCCUUCAGCACGCUGAAGCGGCCGGAGGACACGCUCAAGAUAUUGAAGUACAUCGACGACAAUGUGAUCGGGAAGGGUGUUGCCUUUCUGGGACCGUACGGCCGUCGCAAAGUGGUGUAUGCCGACUAUGCGUCAUCUGGCCGUUCGCUCCAGUUUUUAGAAGAUUACAUAAACAAAGAAGUGCUACCGGCGUUUGGUGAUAUCAGCUGCAUAUCGGCCGUCACGGGAUUGCAGUCACAGUUAUAUGACAAUGAAGCACGGGAUCUGGUGCGUGCCGCAGUCGGUGCCAAUGGAGAUGAUGAGAUCAUUUUCUGUGAUAAUCCCGCCGAACGUUUGUGCUACCUGCUGUCCAACCCGAAUUUGUGCGACCUCAGCCAGUCUCAGUUCAACAACAACUCUCACAGUGCCAUCAGUGCCAACGUAUCGCUCGGUGCGCUGCACCAACAGUCGCUCCAGCUCGGCACUUCCAUCCGGCACAACAGCUUCUCCAACACGUCCACCCUCUCGGACAGCGUGGUCGACAUUACUCAGCUCCAGUCGGCGGCCCCGCCAAUCCUGUUCGUGAGCACCUCGGAACCGGUAUCCAACCUGCGCUCGUGGAUCGAUGCCGGCUGGCAGAUCGAGCGGAUACUGAAAAAUCACGAAGGCUUCCUGGACCUGGUCGACCUGGAGAAGCGCCUGCAGCACUUUUCCGAGGCGCGGCGCAAGAUGGUCGGCCUGUUCUCCGGUGCGUCCCGGCUCACCGGCAUCCUGGCGGACGACGUGGCUACCACGAUACUGCUGCACCAGUACGAUGCGCUCUCCAUCUGGGACCACUCGAUGGCGGCGUCCUGUGCACCGAUCUGCACCAACCCGAUCCUACCCGGAGCUCAAAAGGACGCCAUCUUUUUCCACUGCAACCGGCUGGUCGGUGGUGUGCAGGCCCCGGGCGUACUAGUCGUUAAGCGUAGACUAAUCGAACACAGUACCUCUUUUAUGACCGACUCGGUCGGGGUCGUCGGUGCCGUCCGGGCCGGGCUCGUGCUGCAGCUGAAGGAAUCGCUCGGAUCGCAGGCGAUCAUGGGCCGGAUGGAGAAGACGUGCAAGCAGAUGCUGGCCCACGUGCGCACCAUUCCGGAGAUUGUGCUGCUCGGGCCACCGUGCACCACGGCCAAGCGGCUCACGACGCUCUGCUUCAUGGUGCGCCAUCCGCGCGGUGCCUUCCUGCACCACCGGUUCGUGGUGGCGGUGCUGAACGAUGUGUUCGGCAUACAGGCGACGGCCGACAACAUGAUGAGCGACUCGCUCGGCAUCAACCCGCAGCUGAUGGUGGAAUACGAGAAGCUGCUGCACGAUGAGUCGCUCAAGGCGGGUCACCUGCAUCCCGGCUACACGCGCAUAACUUUCCCGUUCUUCAUGCCGGAGGCGGAGGUCGCGUUCAUACUGGAGUCGCUCAAGAUGGUCGCGACCGAGGCGUGGAAGCUGCUACCUCAGUACGAAGUGGACGCACGGUCCGGCGAAUGGCGGCACCAUUCGAACUCGCUGGCCAAGGAACGCAAAUGGCUGGGCGCGAUCCGCUACAUCGAUGGCAAAAUGCUGUUCUCCGAUCGGCGCAUCUCCGGCCCGGGCGCGUUCCCGCAGAACUACUCCGAUUGCCUGCAGACGGCGCGGAAUCUGUUCAACCGGGCGCGCAAAAUGGCCCAGCGGUCCACGACGGAUGAGAUCGUGCUGAAGUUGUCGCACGCGGCGAUAGAGAAUCUACGCUGGUACAUGCUGUCGGGCGAGGCUCACGAGCUGCUGCUGGGCCAUUCACACAAUGUCAAAAAUUGCGUGCCGUUCGAUCCUACUAGAAUACCUGAAAACUCGUCGCUGAUGUUGAUCCAUCGACACCACAGCCUGUCGGCGCUGGACAUUAAGCGAUUCAAGAGCCGCAGUUUGCCGGCCUCGCCGCUGCAGAUAUCGAACCGCCGGCAGAACUCAUCCUCAUCCCCGUACCAAUCGCACAGCCCCACACCGACCUCGUCGCCGCCGAUGGUAAGAUUCUCGGUCGGCGGUGAAGUGACGCCCAUGCUGAACGUCACCUCGUUGGCAUCCGGGCACAUGAGCAACACUUCUGCCGCCGGUAUCACCGUCGGUCCCGGUGGACCAAUUGGGCGAGACAUGAACGUGAGCCGUAACAGAUGUCACAGCUGGGGAGCCGCCAGCUAUCGUCCACACAUCGGCGGCACCGGCCUUACUGCACGGGAUGUGGACGUAAGCGAAGCAUCGAGCAGCGAUACCCAUGACUUCAGCGAUGGCAGUUCCGUCACCACGCUGCAGGCACUGGGGCCACAUACGCGCGCCAGCCUGGGGCUAGAACCGCACCAUCAGCAUGCGCGAUCGUACCAAACGCAACAGUCAAUGCCGGCGGCUCCAUCCCAGCAGCAGCAGCAACAGCGGCCCCAGCUACGCCGUCCCCUGUCCAUGAUGGGAACAGGCGGUGCCAGCGCACCGAUACCGAUACUGCCCCCGUCGGGGGCCGGUCGGCUCCCAAAACAGCGGUCCUGCUCGUGCAGCAGCCAGACGGACGCCGUUAGCCUGACGCAGCGCAACGAUAGCCCACCGCAUCCGGGGACAGCGUCGCCGACACCGAGCCUUCCGAAUCUGCGCUCGCUCAUGGGAAGUAGCUGCAGCGAAAGCACGGAAGACAUUCAGGCGUACGUGAAGGAGAUGACGAAGGAGCUGGCCACCGAGAUCAAGUCCGAGAUACGGGAGGUCAUUAGCAAGGUGGAGGAUGUGCUCGAAAGCACCGACAGCAUCGAGAUGAGCAGCUUGGUCAACUUCAACUCCCUCGGGCCGCUAAGCCAUCCUGCGCCGACGGACAGCAAGCGCGAUUCCAUCUGCACCAGCGAUGUGGUGGACUAUCUGCGCGAGUUCAGCAAGGGGAUGACGAACGAGGUGAAGUCCGAGAUACGGGACGUCGUGAAUGCGGUCGAUGAGAUUAUCUCGCCCGAAGGAUUUCUCGGUGCGCGCAAAAACUCACCCCCGGACAUAGUGCGCAGCAGCAACGGUGGCGCAGCAUCAGCAGCAGCAGGUGGAACGUCCAACGCAGCCAGUGUCGGCGAAGCGGCACCACACAAACUCUUGAUCAAACAACGGUACAGCGAUAUUACGCCGGACGCCAAACUCCAUCGGCCCCGGUCGGCCGACCACGACAACAGCAAGCACCGGUCGGAAUCGUUCCCGCGGCCCAGUUCGGCCGCCAGCCCGGACUAUAUGAUGGGACCGUUGCCGCCGCUGCACGGUGCGGCCGGACCGAUCGCCGCCUGCAAGAGUUUCGAUCCACGGUCCACCAUGUCGUCGCAGGACUCCGGCAUCAAUAUGAACUUUUGCGACGCGCCGGACGAUAGUGCCGGGUGCCGGGUACGGGCGACGGGCCGGACGGUUGGCCACGAUAGUAGGAUACGCACCGUCUCCGCCGAUGUCGACAACACGACACACAAGCCAGCAAUUCCACCGCGACGGCUCAUAUCGGAACCGUCCGGUGGAUCGAUCGUUGAAACAUCUCCCAAUGCGGACACGGCCAGUCCAAACGAUCGACAUCCGCUUGGUCCGGCCGAUGCUACUGCGGGCAAAAGUCCCCUAACCCGCCAGCAGCACGUCCUCAACCGUACACCUUCGGGGGAGACCGUCGUCGGGCACGUGACGCCUGGGACGGCCGGUGGCGUCCAGUGGCACCAGAUGCCGAAGGAAGUCUGGAAGCAGGCAGCCGAGGCCCUGGACGAGUAUCAAAUGCUGCAGGAGGGCGAUCGCGUCCUGGUGUGCCUAUCGGGCAGUAGCUCCACCCUGUGUUUGCUGCAUCUGUUGCGUCAGUUUUGUCAAACCCGUCGGCUGAAGGUGCAGCUGGCCGCCGUCACCGUUGGCAGCGCGGACAGUGGAGUGGAUCCGCGCGCGCUAAUGUUGUACCUGAAGGAGCUUGAUGUGCCGUACUUUUAUGAGCCGCUAGCUUCACACGAAUCACUUACCGAUCAGCUGAUGCACCACGUUCGCCACCGGCAGUACAACGUGCUGGCAAUGGCCAGCACACUCGACAAGCUGGCCGAUCGGUUCCUCACCUCGCUGCUCCACCGGGGCGAGCUGUGUGCGCUGCCGGCGGUGCAGCGCUCGGAGGAUGUGUCGAAAUCGCACCCGGAAGGAGCGGUGCGCAUCAUUCGGCCGCUGUUGUUUUUGCGCGAGAAAACAUUCGAACAGUUUGCGGCCGCCCACGGUCUACCGUGUCGAAGAACCAUGGCACGCUCGGGCUCGAACACUGGCGAGCGUUCGCUCGGCGAGCUGCUGCAGCAGCAAGAGCAGCUUAAUCCGCUCGUUUAUCAAAACAUUCGCAAUGCGCUACGGCCAAUCCUUUCGCUCCGAACCGAAGCAUCCAAGUCGGCGUACGAAAUGCUGCGAUCGUCCUUAAAUACGCGCGAGUAGUAGUAAUAGUAGUAGUAGCAGUAGUGUAGAAGCGCACCAUAAUGGGCGAGCUUGUAAAUAUGUAGGAAGACAACAGGGAAUAUCACUAAUUUAUGCAGGACCAAGUCACUGUUAUGUUACAAUUGUAUGUGUAAUGUGCGAAAUAAAAACAGACAACCAGACUACUCGAA